Molecule: messenger RNA, 963 nt
Organism: Salvia hispanica
Lineage: Eukaryota; Viridiplantae; Streptophyta; Magnoliopsida; Lamiales; Lamiaceae
Source: RefSeq, a predicted model, not a curated record
AUGUCUGAGGCUCGGACAUAUGCACCUAGCGCCGGUGCCGCCGGUGGCAGCCAAGGCACUCAAGGCCGUAGCCAAUAUCGCCGGUCAAGCUUCCGUCGGUGCGACCGCCCGCGUAGAUCUUGGUCUGUUCGUGAAGAGGUUGUGCUACUCUCCUGUCUGAAGGAUAUGGUUGCUAGAGGAUGGAAGUCGGACAAUGGCUUUCGAGGUGGAUACGCAUGCAAGAUAGAGGAUUGGAUGAAGACUGAGUUCCCAACUACUGAUUUGAAGGCAGAUCCACAUGUUCAAUCUAAGCUAACUAGCUGGAAAAAGAACUACUACUCGCUUUCAAAAAUCCUCGACCGAAGUGGUGCUGGUUUCAACCUACACAAUGAUUUCAAAAUUGAUUGCUCGGAUGACCAAUGGGACCAAAUCGUGAAGCAAGAUAGCAAUGCCCGCACCAUGCGACACAAAGCUUGGCCUUACUGGGAUGAUUGGAAAAUAAUCUUUGGGAAAGACCGGGCCACUGGUGGGACUUCUGAAGGUAUUGGUGAAGCAGUGACUAACGAUUCCACGGAUGAUCCUGUUGCAUCUAUUGUAUACUAUCCAAGCUUUGAAGAUUUUCUGGGGUUUGAUCAAGUCCAACCCACCUACACAAACGAUGUUCCUGAUGACAACAGCGCCCAGAGUGGUGGACAGAAUGUGGCUGCAAAUACUCCUGCUCCCGCUCCCAAAAAGAUACAGAGCAAACGCAAGACCUCUGACGAUGAUCUGGGCUGCUCAACCUGCUUGAUGGACCUCGUGCAAGAUAGGAAAGAGAUCUUCCGUCAUUUGGGGAACAUCCCAGAGCUCACAGAGAAUCAGCGUUACGAUCUCUGCGACAUCAUUGGCAAGGAGAACUCGAGGCUGGAGAUCUUCACAGGCCUACCCGACGCAUCGAAGCCCGGAUAUGUGAGGCACCUCAUGGAGAAGGAACCUCUUAACUAG